Paramecium pentaurelia is the source of this 1092-nucleotide messenger RNA. The record is from the annotation of a GenBank genome assembly. NCBI's taxonomy places the organism in Eukaryota, Ciliophora, Oligohymenophorea, Peniculida, Parameciidae.
UAAUGGACAUUAAUAAAGUAAAUAUAUGGCUAGACUGUGAUGUUGGCAAUGAUGAUGCUAUGGCAGUCAUUUUAUCAUUGUUUCAUCCAAGAUCUAAUUUACUUGGAAUUUCCACAUGUUUUGGUAAUACAAGGUAAGAGUUUGUAUUAAAAAUAGUCUUGAAAACUGUACAGAUAAUACAAUUCGAUUAUUAAGUUCAGUAGGACGAACUGAUGUACCAGUUUAUAAAGGAGCAGAAUUUUCUUUAAAAUCUACAAGAGCUACAACUAAAAUGCAUGGUUCAUAAGGUAAAUUAAUUAAUAAAUGUUAGGAUUGUAUGCAGCUGAUAGAUUGAUAUCUUCCUUCAAGCCUUUAGAAAACAUUGAAUUAUAUGAUUUGAUUAAAUAGACUGCUAAAGAUCAAGAAGUAUUAAAAUAUAUUAAAUUAGUUUGUUAUUGUUAUCACAGGACCAUAGACUAACAUUGCUAAAUUAUUGAAGGAUCACGAAGACAUAAUUCCUUAGAUUUAACAGAUAGUAUUUAUGGGUGGAACAUCAGGAUUUGGAAAUGUUACACCUAAUUCUGAAUACAAUAUUUAUUCAGAUCCUGAGGCUGCCCAAUUUGUAAUUGAUACAUGUAGAUAACAUUCAUUGAAAUUGGUGAUGAUUUCGUUAGAUUUAACUUACGUACUAUUCAAUAAUUUAUUAAUAUCUUAGACAUGUUAAUUAUUAGAACCCCUUUAAUAAAGAAUUAAGAAUAUAAAUUCUAAAUUCUCAGAUUGGUGUUUGGAAAUGCUUUAAGAAUAUUAAGCUGCAUAUAAGGCAUAAGAAUUUGAAUAUCCUCCAAUUCAUGAUCGUAAUAUAUAUUGAUCUUAAGAUUAGCCGUUGCUGUAUUUUAUGCAUUACAUCCAGAAUUGUAUGUUAUAAAACCUGUUUAUUGUGCAGUUGAGUGUGAUUCUAAAUUAUGUUAUGGAAGAACUGUUGUUGAUAAAUAAGAUGUUUAUGGAUUUGAACCAACUUUAUUGUUUGCAAGAAAAGUAAUUGUUGAUGAAUUUUGGAAUUAAAUGAUUGAAGCAAUUAAACUUGCAGCAAAGAAUUCAAAAAUUGAAUGAUUU